Musca vetustissima is the source of this 1225-nucleotide messenger RNA. RefSeq names its product isocitrate dehydrogenase [NAD] subunit gamma, mitochondrial (gene Idh3g). The coding region runs from base 44 to 1225 and encodes 393 amino acids. The transcript is spliced from 6 exons. Lineage: Eukaryota; Metazoa; Arthropoda; Insecta; Diptera; Muscidae. The record is from RefSeq and is a predicted model, not a curated record. Gene Ontology annotation, cellular component: mitochondrion. Gene Ontology annotation, biological process: tricarboxylic acid cycle; isocitrate metabolic process.
AAGUUUCAGGAUUUUUCUCGUUCAGGACAAUAAAUAAAGCAAAAUGGCAGUACGUUUAGCCCACAGAUUGAUGAAGACACAAACUCCCUUCCUAUGCAGGAGCUACCCUAUGUUGGUAACCAAGGAAAAGACUGAAGAUGUGGCCCAUACCAAGUCAUCAUUGCAAAAGAGAUUGACGGUACCUGAGAUUCCACAAGCCCAGUAUGGUGGUCGUCAUGCUGUCACCAUGUUGCCCGGUGGUGGUAUUGGUCCCGAACUUAUGAGCUAUGUACGUGAGAUUUUUGCCUACUGCGGCGCUCCCAUCGACUUCGAAGUCAUCGACAUUGAUCCCUCCACUGAGGGUAAUGAAGAUUUGGAAUAUGCCAUCACAUCGAUUAAACGUAACGGUGUUGCCAUUAAGGGUAAUAUUGAAACCAAAUCACAAUCGUUGACCGAAAUCUCUCGUAACGUCGCCAUUCGUAAUGAAUUGGAUUUGUUUGUCAACGUUGUCCAUUGCAAAUCGUUGCCCGGCAUCCCAGCCCAUCAUAAGGAUGUUGAUAUUGUUUUGAUUCGUCAAAAUACCGACGGUGAAUAUGCUAUGUUGGAACAUGAAUCGGUUAAAGGUGUUGUUGAGAGUAUGAAGGUUGUUACCGUGGAAAAUGCUGAACGUGUUGCACGCUAUGCCUUCCAAUAUGCUCGUGAAAAUGGCCGUAAGAAGGUUACCACCAUUCACAAGGCCAACAUUAUGAAAAUGUCUGAUGGUUUGUUCUUGGAAGUGGCCAAGAAGGUGCACAAGGAUUACCCAGAAUUGGAACAUAAUAAUAUGAUUAUCGAUAACACUUGCAUGCAAUUGGUAUCUAAUCCUCAUCAGUUCGAUGUCAUGAACAUGACCAACUUGUACGGUACCAUUGUCUCCAAUGUUAUUUGCGGUCUUAUUGGUGGUGCUGGUAUCUUGUCUGGUCGUAACUACGGUGAUCAUUAUGCCAUCUUUGAACCUGGUACUCGUAAUACCGGUACAGCUAUUGCUGGUAAAAAUAUUGCCAAUCCCUUGGCCAUGAUCAAUGCCAGUGUUGAUAUGUUAAAUCAUUUGGGCUACAAAGAUCAUGCUCGUGUUAUUUCCGAAGCUGCCUAUGAGACUGUUGUGGAAAGGGGUAUUAGGACUCCAGAUAUUGGUGGCACCAAUUCCAGUACUGAUGUUGUCAAGAGCAUUUUGGAUAUCCUCUCCAACAAACGUGUCCACUGGUAA